UUAUACGAAUAUUUAAUACGCAAGUAUGUGGGACACAACUAAACAACCGCCACCUCAAAUGCAGCAACAGCAUCCACAGAUGCAGCCGCCGAUACAGGUGCAAGUAUACAAUAUACCCGCCUCAUCGGUACCCCAAUAUCCAGCUGUUCAACCGGUGCAACAAAAUGAGGGAUGGCUUAAACGCAACAACAAAAAUAAGCCGCAAUCAAAUUCAGUUGGAACAGCUUCCUUAAUCUUCAUAUCGGGCGGUAUGAAUAUGGCAUGGAAUCUUGGUCUUGGUUUUAAUUCCAUCAAUAACUCCUUUAUAGUAACAGAGCACAUGAUUUUAAGUUGGUUUAUUGGUGGCAUAAUUGGCGCUGUUGUUGGUGCAUUUGCCUGCAAUCACGUUUCAAAGAAAUUACUAAUGUGUUUUUCCUCAAUUCUUGUCACAAUCGUUGGUAUACUGCAGGUUUCCGAUCCAAAUUCAUAUGAGGCCAUUAUAGCUUCACGUUAUUUAAAUGGCAUAGCGGUGGGCCUAGUAUUUCCUAUGACAUUUGUUUUGGUUGGUGAAGAGGUUGUCAAGCAGAUGCGCGGUAUGAAUGCUGGUUCCGUUGAUACAAUGAGCUUUAGUUGUGGCAUAUUUAUACAGAUUAUUUAUUCGGUUACAUGGUCCACUGGUGUUGAUGACUAUUUUCAGUCCAUUCAAAUGAGUGGAGUCCUUAAUAUAAUCUAUGGUAUUAUAGCUUUUAUUAUGGGAGCUAUGCUAAUAAUAGAAUCGCCUGUAUUGCAUUUGGCGCAUGGAGAAGAACAGUUGGCCAUUGAUUCGUUGAGACGUCUGCAGAGACCAUUUACCAUUACCUAUGAAACUUAUGAACAAUUGGAGGAACAUAAACGUUAUCUGGCCGAGAAUAAUGAAAGAAGUUUUAUGCAAAAUGCUGCCUAUGGAAUUCCAGCAUUGCUGAAACUAUGCUUUUAUCGCUCCUUUUCGGCACUUGGAUUUUCAUAUUUCGUAAAUUUCGCCUUUACAUAUUCAGCUCUGGUUACUACACGCUUGCAGAUAUAUCCAUUUAUUUUGUACGCCUUUGCCAGGUGGUUGGGUCCAUUAAUUGUAUCCUUUACCUUAGACUCCAGAGGCCGUAAAUCGCCCAUGAUUGUAGGCUUUUUUGUUUGCACCAUUUUGGCUUUCACAGUUGGUGGUAUUUUUGACAAUAAACUAAACUUCAUUGAUUUUGAUUACAUGAAUGCCGUCAAAUAUAUGUUGAUCAUCUAUCAAUUGUUCGCCUCCAUGUCAAUGGCAUCUUCAUCGGCUUACUUGAGUGAGGCUUUUCCCUUGGCAGUCAAACCCUACUAUGUGGCCAUAGUUUUCAUCGUGGAAAUGUUGGUGCACAUUAUUAUUAUUUCCUGCAAGGAUUCAUUAAUUAACAUUAUGUUGCAUGUGUCUGAUUAUUUCUUAACAUUGGGCGCUCUAUCCUUGGUGUACUUAGGCGUGGCCGUUUAUGUAAUGCCAGAAACUAAAUGGUGCUCGUUGCGCGAAUGUCUGCCAAAAUUAAGAAAUUUAAAUAAUUUUCGCAACUAAUUAUAAGUAAAAGUGUAUAAAAUGUUAUAAUAAAUGCUUUAGCUAAAAGCUGUGUAAAUAUGUUUAAGUAAUUAUUUUUAUGAAUUUCAUAAAUUUUAGUAUGUAUUUAUAGACAUUAGGUAUGUUCAGCAAUAAAAUAAAAUCUGUUAUGAAUUAUUAGA
This is a messenger RNA of Calliphora vicina (urban bluebottle blowfly), 1716 nucleotides long. RefSeq lists its product as uncharacterized. The coding region runs from base 26 to 1555 and encodes 509 amino acids. Gene Ontology annotation, cellular component: membrane. The transcript is spliced from 3 exons. Gene Ontology annotation, biological process: transmembrane transport. NCBI's taxonomy places the organism in Eukaryota, Metazoa, Arthropoda, Insecta, Diptera, Calliphoridae. Gene Ontology annotation, molecular function: transmembrane transporter activity. The record is from RefSeq and is a predicted model, not a curated record.